AUGAUACUCAAACAUAUCAUCAAUUAAAUAAAAUAUUUACUAGAACGAACGGUAAGCUUUAAAUCUUGGAUAUUUUAGUCAUAAAAUUUAUAAAAAUUAUAAAACAAAAAAACUAAUAAAUAAAAAAUGAAUAAGCUACUUAUCUCUGCUUUAAUUUGCUUAAUGAUUGCUACUCCUAGUGUGUUUUGCUAGGAUGUUGAAAAUAACAUUUCUGAAGACAUUAAAGUCUAAGACUUAUUAGCAUACAAUAAAUGGAGAUUCAACUAUAAGAGAGUCUAUCUUAAUGAAGAAGAGCAGAUCUACAGAUAGAUUGUUUUCUUUGAAAAUCUUGCUAGUGUUAACAAACACCCUUCUCAUAAAUCCUACAGUAAGGGUUUGAACCAGUUCUCUGAUAUGACUAAAGAAGAAUUCAAACAAAGAGUUUUGAAUAAGAAGAUUUCUAAAAAGGCUAGCAGUAAUAAGGGUGGUAGAAAUUUAGCUGCUGAUCCAGCUGUUUCCAACUUAGUCUUUCCCACCAAUAAUCUUCCUCUAUCUGUUGAUUGGAGAAAAAGAGGUGUCCUCAAUCCUGUAAAAAAUUAAGGUACUUGUGGUUCAUGCUGGACUUUUGCAACUGCUGGCAUCCUUGAGUCAUUCAACUAAAUUAAAAAUAAAUAGCUUCUUAAGUUCUCUGAGCAACAACUUGUUGAUUGUGUCAGCCUAGCUGGAUAUGAUUCUGAUGGUUGUGAUGGUGGUUUUUAAGAAGAUGGUGUUAGAUAUGCAAUUGAGUAUGGUAUUGUUUAAUCUUACAAAUACCCUUAUGUUGGAUAUCAAGGUAGAUGCAAAGUCACAUCUCCCACUUCUCGUUCUGUAGGUUUUUACCCUUAAAAGUUCCAACUUGUCAAUAAAACUGAAGCUGACUUGAAAGCUGCUUUAGUUUUCUCCCCUGUUUCAAUCUCCGUCAAUGCUGAUACCUGGAAAGAAUACUAUGGUGGUGUUUUUGAUGAAUGUGGAUAUACUACCGAAGAAGAUCUCAAUCAUGCUGUCAUCGCUGUAGGUUAUGACCAAGAAGGUAACUGGAUUGUUAGAAACAGUUGGUCUGCAGCUUGGGGUGAAGAUGGUUACAUAAGAUUAGCUCCUGGUAACACUUGUGGUAUUUUGCUUGAUGGAUUAAUAGUUACUUAAUGA
Molecule: messenger RNA, 1164 nt
Organism: Tetrahymena thermophila SB210
Lineage: Eukaryota; Ciliophora; Oligohymenophorea; Hymenostomatida; Tetrahymenidae
Product: papain family cysteine protease
Exons: 1
Cellular component (GO): lysosome
Molecular function (GO): cysteine-type endopeptidase activity
Source: RefSeq, a predicted model, not a curated record